GAAGAAGGAUGACAUAUCCUGCAAGAACCAGCUAUACCUUGAUUCCAAACCAGAAAUAUCGACGAAGCUACCGUCGUUCCAGCAAGUUUAGCAGCACCCUGGAUGCAGAUUCUCAAUCUCUGUCAACCCUUGGGAAUUUCAAAGCACUCCCCUUAGAAAUCUUUCAGAUGGUUUUAGAAUAUCUGCCAGUGAAGGAUAUCAGCAUGCUAAGCAUGGUAUCAAAGACUAUCAGCAGCCGCCUUAUUAAUUACAUCUCAACUCCUACAGGAAACCGAAGGCUUUUGCGGCAGGACUUUCAUAAUCCUGAGCUAUCUGGCUGUAGGAAAGGAUCCUCCAUUCUAGAACACUACAAAUCCUUAGGCCUGUUGUUAAAAAGGUGUACCUUAUUGCUGCCUACAAAGGAGAGGUUGAGGUACAUACACAAGAUACUUUCAGAAAUUUCCUGUUUUAAAUUUAGUGGCUGCUCAGAUCCAUUUCAUUGUUUAGGACUACAGUGUUACGGAGUAUUUUUACAGACUUUAACAGCAGGUUGGGAUGAAUUAGAAUGUCAUCGGGUUUAUAACUUCCUCUGUGAGUUGAGCAAUUUACCCCGGAGAGUGCAGACAGUUGUUGGCAGCAAACCUGGAAGUGCCCGAAAACUGGAGCUGAGGAUAAGGAUCUUUUGCCGCAGUGUUCUUUUAAACCAUUGGAUUCAUCGGAGUGAUUCGGCAUUUUGGCUGACACGUAUUUUAAAGCCAUGGCCUAUGGUAAAUCAAGCCCGGCUUCUAUAUAUACUGUUUGGGCCUGCCUCUAACUUGGAUGGGCAUGUGGUUUGGCAGAAAACGACUGAUGGUCCAGCAGACGAAACCAGUUUGAAAGGGUUGGCAGAUGCCAUUAAACUACUGUAUGACACAGAAGCAAAAGAGUGGACAGCAGAUGAUGUCAUCAGUUUGUUGGAUGAACUUGCAGUGGUUCCCCAUGACUGGCUUCUGGAAAACAGUGUCCGGCUCCUUAUCUUGUGUGGAAACAAUAUCUGCUUCACUUUUAUGGCUAGUAAAGCUGUGAACGGUCGAGCUAUCGAACUGGCAAGGCUGGUGGUUUUCCUGGCUUUGGUAUGUGAGAAGGACCUCUACUGCAUGGAUUGGGCUGUUAAAAUGAUGCAGAAAGUCUGCAAGGUUUUCAGUACUCCAGGUGAAAGGAACAACUUCCUGCAAGGUGUGGAGAAUUCUUUUGCACACAUUAUCAUGGAAGCACUGCAGUCAGUGAUAUCAGGGGAGCACGAUGAGGAAGACAGCAGCUUUCUUAAUCUAUUUCAUCUGGUAAAUGCACAGGCAAAUUUUCAUAAGGAAAUCCUUUAUCUGGCCAUGAGCAACAGCAUGUAA
This is a messenger RNA of Zootoca vivipara (common lizard), 1361 nucleotides long. The record is from RefSeq and is a predicted model, not a curated record. Lineage: Eukaryota; Metazoa; Chordata; Lepidosauria; Squamata; Lacertidae.